AUGUGGCUUGUUUUGCUUAUCAUGGCUUUCGCAGCCAUUUCCAGCACUUGUAUGCCUCCCUUCAACGACAUGCGGUACGCUGACAACGCAACCCUCCUCCAGGUCACUUUGGACCAGUACGAGGCCAAUCCCACCCUGGGCUGGGCGCACGUCUUUGAUGGUGAGAGUCCAUUAGAGCGCUGGCCAGCUAAUGAGAAUGGCAUCGUCAUCAUCAAUUACUGUUUCCUCAAUCAAAAUGUCAAAGAUAAGCUAGAGGGUUUCAUGGUAAAAGGUUGGGAGGCUUGGAGAUCGAAGCUCGGGAAUGCUGGCCCCGGCUACCACCAUCGUCUUGGUGGGUUCUCGGUGUACAACAAAGACGGGGUGACACCAUUCUGUUUCGAGACAAAUGGACGCUGGAACGAAAAGGUGCCUGUGGGAACAUUGGUGGUUGGACUCAUGCUGGAUCCACAGGAUUCUGGGGGCGAAGCUGUCAUGGGUCACAGGCCUUCCCAAUGGGAUGCCCGCCCCGAUCGUCACGUUCUGCGAAUAGGCAGCCCGGAAGGCUUGCCGUCUGACCUCCUCACAUGGGUAGCCAUUCACGAAAUGGGCCAUGUUCUAGGUCUUACCCACGAGCAUCAGCGGAAGGACCGUGACAAGUACGUUCAUUUCGAGUGCGCAAACCUCCUAGGCUACGCUGAAGCCAAAACACUUGCGGAAAGGUCAGGUCAGAUAUCUAUCACGAAGCUUUGUACAUCAGCAUUGUACGGUCGCUUCGAGCCAUGGAAAUCUCUCGCUUUCCGUGCGUACGACUAUGCCACCGAGGAGUUCUGGGAAAUGUCGCACAAGGACGAGAAUGGGAAGGAUGAUGGGUAUCAGCAUCACUACACUGUCACUGCUAGUGAGGAUUACGACGUCGGAUCCAUCAUGCACUACCCGAGUAUCUCUGGUUGGAAAGGGGGAGAAUGGAGCAUCAAAGCCGCGCCACUUGUCAAGUGGAAGAAUGGCGGCAAGGAUUUCACGCCGCCGAGUGAAGUCACAGAGGAGAAUGCAGAAUUAAUCUUUGCUGACAUGAAAAAUCUGGGGCCGAGCAGCAAAGACAUUGAGGUUCUGAAGAAGUUGUAUCCCUGGGAAGGUUGA
Messenger RNA from Cucurbitaria berberidis CBS 394.84, 1116 nucleotides. RefSeq lists its product as uncharacterized. Gene Ontology annotation, biological process: proteolysis. Bases 1 to 1116 code for a protein of 371 amino acids. The record is from RefSeq and is a predicted model, not a curated record. Lineage: Eukaryota; Fungi; Ascomycota; Dothideomycetes; Pleosporales; Cucurbitariaceae. Gene Ontology annotation, molecular function: metalloendopeptidase activity. The transcript has 3 exons.